Leptomonas pyrrhocoris is the source of this 1545-nucleotide messenger RNA. RefSeq lists its product as hypothetical. The transcript has a single exon. The record is from RefSeq and is a predicted model, not a curated record. NCBI's taxonomy places the organism in Eukaryota, Euglenozoa, Kinetoplastea, Trypanosomatida, Trypanosomatidae. The coding region runs from base 190 to 1545 and encodes 451 amino acids.
AGUUUAGAGCACGCACACUUGCAGCUUCUCUUUAACUUGCUUCUUUUCUUUCUCUUUCCCCCUCGUUUUCGUUGUCAUUGAGCUGUUUUCUUGGCGCUGUUGGCCUCUUCGUUGUUCCGGACGUACGGAGACAUUUUUUGGUUAUUUUGUUUCUGGGGAUCUUGUAUAUAUACAUAUUUAGUCAUCGCCAUGUUCCGCCCAGCCGAAGACUCGAUGCAGCGUGUGAUGGGCUACGGCGCGCAGCGUGGCGCCGUCCACGACAUGGGCAUGAUGCUCCGCAUGGAGGAGGAGCAGCAGAUGAUGAUGCAAAUGCAGGAGAUGGAGAUGAUGCAGAUGCAAGCGCAGGGCGGUAUGCCGUACGGGCAAGACGGCACGCGGAUGAGCCAGCAGGCACCCAUGAUGUCGAUGGACGCGCAGCAGCAGCAGCCACAGAUGCAGCAGACGCAGCAGAUGCCGUACAUGGCGACGAUGGAAGGUCAGAGCCCACAGCAGCCCCCACCACCGCCGCAACAGAGCAACCAACGGAUGAUGAUGAUGGACCAACCGAUGCAGGACGUGAAGGGCUUCCCGACCGCACCGGAGUCGCAGCCGUCACAGGUCGGCGGCUCCUCGGCCUACGGUGGCAGCAGCCUCUACAAUGCUAACCCUUCCGACAACAACAUCGUAGGUGGGGUGGGCAACGGCCAGCCGGGCUCUGUUUACGACGGUAGCAGCAUGUAUGGCAGCGGUGGCGCCGCAGAGGGGCUGCCCAGUGCGGGGCCCGGCGCCUACUCCCUCUACGACGGAUACCAUGACAGUAACAUGCGCGACCUGCCUCCCACCUCCAACACGAUGGCCCCGAUGGAUAAGGCGGCCGUGCCUUCCGCACAAGGCAGGCGUCUCACGCCGAGUGCGAACCACAAACCCGUCACCCCUUCGGCGGGGAGGCCGGCGAGGGAGAGUCCGGCAGCAGGAGCGGCAGUAGGACCGGCGAAGGGGACGACGACGGCCUCGCCUGGGCAGCAGCGGCGCCUCUCCGGUACGGCCGGGGCUCCUCCUCCGCAGCCGCAAGCGGGCACCUCGGCGCUGCAGCGUAAAUCCUCCAGUGCGAAUCUCGGCGAGGUGGACCCGGCGAAUGUCAGCUCCCACCGCAGUCGUGAAAUUCGCCAGAAGAACAGCGAGCUGAAGCGGCGCAACUCCGCUUCUUUUUCCGGCAACGCGGCACGACCGGUGGAGCGCAAGUCGUCAUCUUCGUCUCUGAACUCGAAAGACAGGAAAGAGAAGAAAGACAAGAAACGCUCCUCUUCCUCCUCCUCUUCGAGGGGUGAUGACCGGGACAAGAAGCGUUCUUCCUCAUCGUCUUCGAAGAGCAAAAACAAGGACCACGAGAAGAAGCGCUCUUCGUCGUCGUCGUCGUCAUCAUCGACGCAUAAAGACAAGGAAGGCCACCACCACCACCACCACCAUUCCUCCUCCUCGUCGUUGUCACCAUCGGGUGGGCGACACUCCUCCACGCCUGGAGAGAAGAAGAAAAAAUCCACAUCCACCUCACCAGCUGAGAUGUAG